Messenger RNA from Penicillium soppii, 2256 nucleotides. RefSeq names its product Zn(II)2Cys6 transcription factor. The transcript has 4 exons. The record is from RefSeq and is a predicted model, not a curated record. Gene Ontology annotation, cellular component: nucleus. Bases 1 to 2256 code for a protein of 751 amino acids. NCBI's taxonomy places the organism in Eukaryota, Fungi, Ascomycota, Eurotiomycetes, Eurotiales, Aspergillaceae. Gene Ontology annotation, molecular function: sequence-specific DNA binding; zinc ion binding; DNA-binding transcription factor activity, RNA polymerase II-specific. Gene Ontology annotation, biological process: positive regulation of transcription by RNA polymerase II; DNA-templated transcription.
AUGGAAAUCACUAGCGCUGCUACACAGCCUAGGUCGACUUUAGAUGAACGUGCCACUGCAUCAGAAUCAACCAGUCGCAAGAGAAAAGCACCCGAUACGCUAACAAGUACCGAUGGCGCGUUACCCCGACAGAAAAUCACUAGGGCCUGUGACUCGUGCAAAGUGAAGAAGACCCGCUGUACAGGUACCCUCCCCUGCACAAGAUGCACGCGACUGUCGUUGCCGUGCAAGUACAACGCCGCCUACUCUCGGGGGUUACCGCCAGAACCUCUCCCUGCAUCACCAAGUUCACUAGCAGCCAAUAAUGGGCGGCAUGCGUCCGAAGCCAUAUGUAGGCGCACUUCCAACAGCCCCCUCUCGCGCACCAAGGUUCGAGAUUUGACAGGAAACGGCUGUCUACGUCCAAUCCCGAGUCAACAUGUUGUAUCUUUACGGAAUUCACCAGAGCCCGUGUCGACAGACUUUGAGGGCAAUUAUCUGGGCCCUUCAUCUGGUGUGUCGUUUAUCAAUCGCGUGUGGAGUCGUUUGCACCAGGAUGAAACGACGCAUUAUCCCGGCGAGAUUCAGAGUGAAUCAUCAAAAAAUGCGGCUGUCUUUAUGUUUGGCGACAAGCCUUACGCCAACUCGCAAGAGGCUCAAUUUACACUCCCGUCUCUGGAAAAGGCCCUGGAGUUGGUGGGUAUCUACUUUGACUUUUCUAUGGUGACUUAUCGAUUCAUCCAUCGAGGGAAUGUUGAGGCGUGGACCAGGCAGGUUUAUCGAGAUAAUAUUUGUCUUUCCAACCUUCCCGCUGGUAACAUGGUUGCGAGGACUGCUAUAGUUCUUAUGAUAUUUGCCGUGAGUACUUUGUACGUGGAGCUGAGACCAGGUGGGUUGCCAGGGGGCGAUCCGAAAGCCUCGAAGUAUAUGUCCUCCCUUGAGUCGGGGCCGCCACGUUUGGAAACGAUACAGGCUCGACUGGGCCAAUGCCUGUAUCUGCUCUCAUCGUCGCGAGCCAACGAAUGUUGGUACUCAUUUGGCACUACCAUGCAAAUCGUGACUGCGCUUGGAUUACACCGAAAGUGGCCCCCCAAACUGUCGAAUAACGGGUGCUCAUAUCUGGAAUUGGAGCUCCGCAAACGCAUUUUCUGGAGUGUAUAUACUCUAGACAAAUAUUUAAGCAUCAUGUUCGGAAGACCUCGACUUUUGCAUGAUGAAGAUAUCGAUCAAGAGCUACCGGACGAGACGAACGACGAGGAUCUGCUGGAAGCGGACCCAACACGCAGAACAGGGUCUACGGAUAGCAUGAUGAUUGCGUCUGUUCUUCAUUAUCGACUCGGUCGAAUCCUUGGAAACAUAUCCCGCCAACUUUAUAGUAUUAGCAAUCUCUCGCGCGACUCGCCUCUUGAGACUGCUAUCCGUCUAACGUCCGAGCUAGAAGCAUGGAAAGAGACCGUCCCACCUUUAUUUAACAGUGUCCACCCUUCCAGCCUCAUACCACCCCUAUGCCGCCAAAGCCAAGUUCUCCAGCUCGCAUACUCACAUGCCAUGAUCCAUGUCACGCGCUCGUUUCUCCUUAAUGAUUUCACAGAUCUCAGCCGCAGACCAAAAGUCCCGCACCCAAUGGUCAGCUCCCACGUUCAAAAAUGUAUACAGGCUGCCGAAGAUAUCAUGAUAAUCAUCGAUAGUCUUGCUCAGCAAGGCGUACUCAUCCAGUCCUUCUGGUUCACACAUUAUGUAUGCUUCUGCGCUAUCCUAGUUGUUUACAUCCAUACCAUCCAACAGCAUCGUAAAUCAAUGGGAGGGUCUAGCGCGGCCUCUGUCUCCUCAGUUGGAAGUCCCGCGGAUCCGGAUAAACUGCGGGUUCUUUUUCCACUGGCUGAAUCUUGCCAGAAGCAUCUUGCCGAAGCUACCCGCAAGAACUGCCCCAGCCGGCGGUAUGGGAUCAUUCUCGAGGAGCUGAGACAGGAGGUCCAUAGGCAGAUUGGAUCAAAUGGUGUGUCGGCCGAAGCGGACGCUCAUUCUUCUGGUGGUAAUGAUAAUCCCCACCAGUCGAAAGAGGACGCAAAUCAUGCAACUGCCCGGUCGGUUCCAUGUGACGCUCAUACGGUGGACUUCCCCUCCAUGCCGGGUGGCAUGCAAUCAGCUGACAUGGGAUUUAACACGGGAGACGAUGCAGGGUUUCUUGAGAGUCUUGAGGGGUCGAUCUGGUGGGCUCAACUCGAUUCGUGGGCCUUGUCCAAUUUCCCUAAUGACCCAUCUAUAUUUAACUUUUGA